This is a messenger RNA of Aaosphaeria arxii CBS 175.79, 3380 nucleotides long. RefSeq lists its product as uncharacterized. The transcript has 4 exons. The record is from RefSeq and is a predicted model, not a curated record. Lineage: Eukaryota; Fungi; Ascomycota; Dothideomycetes; Pleosporales. The coding region runs from base 358 to 3027 and encodes 889 amino acids.
CAACAGUCACAACCAACAAUAAUGUUCCUUGAGAGAGCUAACGCUGAGCGGGUCAAGGAAAUGCCAAAUGCACUGGUAGAUGCAGUUCUCGCCUCACACGUGCGUCACAGUUAUCAGUGAAUAAUGUUGCUGUUUGGCGACCAGGUCACUAAACCAGCUGAAAGGCUUCUUGGAUCAAUAGGCCCAUGUCUUCCCAUAACCUGCACGAAACCUGCAGCUUACCUCUCGGUUAAGCAUUAGAUACCCUACAUCAUCAACCGUUUUCUCCGGUUGGAAUCUAUCCCAUCAUUAUUGCCUGUCAAAGCGGACAGGACAAAAUAUCAAUUCAACGUCACGGUGUGUUGAGCGACUGUAAAGAUGGAGUCAAAACUGCUAAAAUCCAGGGCAAGCGACCUAUUGAAGCGUCUUUCCAAGGCGACUGAGGCAGGUGGCGCAUCAGCCGCUUAUGACUCGUCGCUCUUCGACACUGCACUUUUGGCAUCUCUCUACCAGAAACGAACCCAGUCUGCAGUAGAUGGGGUCCCCUCGAAACAGAUCGAAGACCGCCUGUUAAUUCCAGAAAGUUUUAAUUUCUUACUCUCUCGGCAAAACCCAAAUGGAGGUUGGGAUUCGGGCGUGCAGCACCACAAGCUGGGCUGCAUCUUGAAUGUAGCGGCGGGAUUGCUGGCCAUUGUGAAAAGAAAAAGUCGGACGACUGCACGAUCCCAUCCAUCAACUGAGGCUUUAGAAAUGCGAGCGCAAAAGGCAGAGGAACACCUUAAUCAUCUGUUAUCUACUUGGAGCAUACAAGAAGCGCAACAUUUGCAGAAGUCCAUACAGAGUCUUGCGCGUAUACUUGGGCGACUAAGAGACGAGGGUGUCGUUAUCCGCCUAACCGGCCCUCAACAGGACAUGUCCACCAGCAGCAUCACAAACAGAUACCAUGAUGUCGAUGAGACUAAGAAAAGUACAGUUGGCAUCGAUAGAUCACCAGCAGCAACAAUACUACAUCUCUUGGACCUUGAGACAGGGCACACGGAAUACGAGAACUACCUUCUAGAAGCAAGCGCGGCAACUGGUUCAAGCGGAUGUCUACCGGCCGAAUACCCCAUAUCUCAACACACAACCCGGACGGUCCAAGAGCUACUGUUGGAAAGUGGCUUAAUGGACGCUCGGACUCUGCCUUCUGAACCGAUAUUUGACUCUGAACUAGAUAGCCUUUCGGCAUCAGAAGGCUUUGAUCAUGACUGCAGAUACCUUAAAAGUCUGAUUCAAAGACAGACCACCCCUGAGAUAAUAAGCGCCGUUCAAGCUCUCACUGAGCGAGUGUCCCAGCUGUGGUGGAAUGGAAGCUGGAAUACUACUGUGUGUACUUCAGAUUACUACGCCUACCUGUUGUUCGUACAAGUUUUCAGGAAAAUUGUCAAAUCCCAGGAGUGGAAAACUCAGCUAUCAAACGAUUUUCUACACAUUCGUGGGCCGAUAACGAUCGUGCAAAUGGUCACGAAGAUCCUCAGCGAGCAGAACACUGACGGCACCUGGGGAGAAGGCAUGUAUGGCUGCCUAGAGACUACAUCUCUAGCACUGAUCAGUCUAGUGUCGGCGAUGAGUCUGGACUUCCUCGGUAUCAUCUUCAUGGAUAUUCGUCAUGCUGUUGAGAAAGGGCGAGAAUUGCUUCUGUUCUCAUUAUUGUCCGGAAAGGAUACCCCGGGUACAAAAAAUGCUCUUUGGAUAGGGCAAUCGGCCUCCACCUCACCACUUCUGCGAGAGGCUUACAUGGUUUCUGCCGUAGCGCAAACGCUCGAGGUUAAAACCUCUGAGGAUCGAACCGCGACACUUGCAGACAAAGCAUCGCGAAAGGCUUUAGGCUUGGCCUCCUUCUUCCAUUCGCUACCCGCACUCAGCAACGCGCCCUUCCUCCAGUUGAAAGCUGGGGCAAUCGAGAGCUCCUUUUACGUUACGAUGCUGAAGACGAUGCGCACCGACAUAUUCCCCGUCACAAAAGCUAAGGAAAUGGACAAAUACUUCGACUACAUCCCAAUCAUGUGGACAAUGAGCAGCUACUCCAAAGGCGGUUACGUACCUCCCGUACUGAUCUGGGAUAUCUCCGUCCUAUCGAUGUACAUAUUCCUAGCAGACGAGUAUAUGGAGGGAUAUGUUGCUAAUUUUACAACCACCGAAUUCGCCGAGCUUCGUGCUGGAAUCGAGAAUAUCUUUGCUCUCGACCAUUGCCCCAUCUCACCUUUUGCAGGAAAUGCCACGCCCAGUGCUCGCGUACAAGCCGCCUUGGAGGUUCUCGGAAAGUGGGCCAAUUAUCACUUAACAUAUCCAUCUCUGGCCGCCGCUUCGGCUGUGGAUACUCUGAAUCUACGCGUGGAGUCAAAGAAUUACCUUCUACAUCAUAUAACACAGCUUUCCGACAACCAACGCCUUGCAGUCCAAGCGCAAGGGACUGCUUCAGGUCCUUUCCGCACUCCAAGUAUGGGAUUUGCACACUGGCUUCACGUCGUCGGAAGCGGACAUAUCGGUGCACCAAUUGGUUUGGUAUGGCUCUCUGCAUGUGUGGGAUCAAAGAUUAGAGGGGCGAAUAAAGACUGCUUUCGAACUGUCAAGCAAAAGAUGAUGAUCUGGAACGCCAACUCGCAUGCUGGGAAGCAGCUGAGAAUGUUCAACGACUACGGAAGUAUAGCGAGGGAUGCAGCAGAGCGAAACCUAAACAGUGUGGAUUUCCCCGAGUUCUUUAGCGACGGAACUCAGACCCAGACCCAGCCCUGCGGCAUUCCCAUCGAGAAGACAAGUCAAGGCAAGGGAUCCAAUGAUGUUGACUCUUUCGAAGUCACUAUGCGAAAACAGACUCUUCUCGAUGCAGCUAUGUACGAACGUAUGUGCACAGAAAGAGAAAUGGAUGACUUAUAUUUGGAAUUGGCGAAGGAUGGAUUGAUCGGAGAAAGGCUUGCGAAAUGGGUAGAGGUUUACUAUGCUGGCGGUGAUUUGUUCUCAGAUAUGUACCUCGUACGAGAUGUUACCAACAGCACCAAGGAUCGAUAAAAGUCUCCCAUAGGUAAUCAAGAGCGAGAAACUGUGCGUCAAGUUGCUCCCUGCGGAAGGCCCCACUCUGUCGUUCCCAAUGUACCAGGACUCCUUUCGAGAUGGCUUUGGUCAGAUGGACGUAUUCAAAACUAUUGGACAAGAGGGCCACGGCUAGACAUAUUGUAAUCAGCCCAACACACGAGAAGUUGAAUACGAUCAUCUAGCUGCUCUUCGUUUCUGUCUAGAAAAUACUAUCUGUGCUCAGAUACGUUAGGGUUCCUUGAGAUUGUCAUUCAGAUACGGAAUACGGGUGGAUUGUAGACCAAGCCAUACCAAUUAGAAGUUCACCACAAACAGAAUUAUUCACGGAC